UUGUUUCUGUUAUUUCUUCCUAAUAAAAGAGGUUGGAGAAAUGUUGUAUCAAGAAGACUCAGAAAUAGCUCUGAACAGCUCCAGUGAACAGAUUGCAUACUUACUGGUGGACAGAAGUAAACUCUUGAGUAAACUGGAUCAUGGGGACUCAAAGCCAGAGUCACAAAGAUGUAAGAGCAAUAACCUACUGAAAGAAUUUGCCCAGUCCCAUAAUGAAGACAUAGAGAAAGAUAAAACAUCACAAAACUGCAUAGAGAGAAAUGUGGAACAAAUAGCAAAGAGGUUAAGGAUGGUCCAUGAAGAGAUCCGAAGGCUCACUGAUGAGCUACAAGGGAAUGAGAAAGAACAGAGUAAGUUAGAUUCUGCACUUGAAAAGGCUCAAUUAGAAAUUGAAGAGCUGAAAGAAAAUCUGACAAAGUUGAAAGAAAAUGAUUCUGCUGACCUAAAGAAAGCAAAGGAACACAAUCAGAGGCUGAAUGAGGAAAUUCUGGCUUUAAGAACUCGGGUUCGAUCACUUGACUCAGAAAAAAAAGGGCUUGGAGAAGUGGUUGAAAGGCUUAAAGGAGAGAUUUGUGAAUCUCAAGAGAAUAAGCAACUUGGGAACCACGCCCCUGGGAAAACUGUGGGUACUGAACAGAAAGUACAGAAUCUAUUAUCUAAAGAAAAACUGAAAUACCAGGAGCAAGAAGAAGUACAACAACUUCGCCAGAAUUUGCACCGGCUCCAGAUUCUCUGCAGCUCAGCUGAAAAAGAGCUCCGAUAUGAGCGGGCAAAGAAUUUGGACCUAAAGCAACAUAAUAGCUUACUUCAGGAAGAAAGCAUUAAGAUCAAAAUUGAACUAAAGCAGGCCCAGCAGAAGUUAUUAGAUAGUGCAAGGAUGUGCUCUCCACCCCCAGCAGAGUGGAAGCACUGUCAGCAGAAAAUCAAGGAGCUGGAGCUGGAAGUACUGACACAGGCUGAGAGCAUUAAAUCACAGAACACCCUGAAAGAAAAGCUGGCUCAGGAGAAAUCCAAAGUUGCUGAUGCAGAGGAAAAGAUUUUGGAUCUACAGCAGAAAUUAGAACAGGCUCAUAAAGUCUGUCUCACAGAUGCUUGUAUUUUGGUAAAGAAGAAACUAGAGGAAAGGAUAAAAGAAGAACAACAAGAGAGGAAACACCUAGAUCAUGAUAUAAAUGAGCUACGACAAAAAGUGAAAAUAUUACUGGAUAAAGAGAAUAUACUAGAAACGACCAGUUCUCAGCAACAACACAGAAUUCAGCAACAAGAGGCCCAACUUAAACAACUGGAAAAUGAAAAAAGAAAGUCUGAUGAGUAUCUCAAGAGCUAUCAGGAAUUGUCAGAGAAGGUGUCUGGGUUGCAACAAGAAAAGGAAGCUCUACAUAAAGAAUAUGGGGGAUUUUUGAAGCAGCUUGAUGUCCAUGUGAGAAACUAUAAUAAAAAAUAUCAUCAUCACAAAACCAAGCUUCAUAGAGUCAAGAGUCAUUUCGUUCAUGAAGUAGAGCUUCGAGAUGAGAGAAUUAAACUACUUGAAAAUGAACUUGGAAUACUGCAGCAAAAAUUAGAAAAGGAGAAGGAAUUCCAGGACCAAGUCACUGCCCACAAUGAUAAGCUACUCCUAGAAAAUAGGAAGCUUCUGGAGCAGCUCAUAGAGAAAGAAAAAUUGAUCCAUGACAACCAAUGCACGAUAUCUUCUGCUCAGCACAGAGUACUUUUCCUGGAUAAAGAAAAUAAGCAAUUACAGGAAAAUAGUCUCCAGCUCACGGAGCAGGUUGGCCUCUUAGAACGCAUUAUAAGAAGCAUCCAGAUUUGCAGAGGAGAGGAAACAAUACUGACUGGCAGCUCUGAAUAUGACCCAUUGAAUAAAAUCUUGCCCCUACCAAACUCCAGGUUAGUAAAGUCGAGACAGUCAUCUGUAUGAUUGAGAGUCAUGGCUGACUAAUCAGUUGUGAGUUGCUGGCUUGAGAAAGCAUAGCAUUUAGGGGUAACUUCCUCUCUAUAUAGUAUUUAAACCUUCCAGUUUCUUCUCCCCUCACCACUGCCUCACCCCGACACCUAACAGAAUUCUGACUCACGGUAGAAGAUAAUCCAUAAAGGUAAUUUUAUUUGGCUGUCUUUGUGUUUGAUAAUCGUCAAAACUGAAAUCCUAUUGAAGCCUUAUCCCAUUACCCAAAAAUGCUGGCAAGAGACCCUAUGCACCUAAGUUUCUCACAUGUGGCCUUUCUUAGUUUUUCUAUAACAGGUUUGGUAGAGUCCAUCGAAAGUCUUUAAGAAACUAAAGAACACAAGUCAGAAGAAGCAGUGGCAAACCCUGAGUCCCUCGAGUCUCUUUCCUGUUCACAGAAUUCUGAAGCUGGAUACAUAUACACACUGUGGCUUCUCUGAAAAAAGAUACAUCUCUGAACAAGUCCAAAAGUCAGAACUAUAAAAUCACUGAUGUCUAAACUAGACUAGUCAAAGCUGCUCACUUAAAACUUGGACGUGAAGGUGGAACAUGAGAUGGAGAAAUUAUAAUAGAUUUCCUGCUGGACAUCAAUCAGGAGUCUUCAAAAUUGCUGUUAAGUUCAUUAAACCAGUUCUAAAUAUAGAUUUUUCAAGUUUGUUUGAUAUUGAUAAAUAUAGUGACUUAAAUUGGUGGUUUAAUUAGGUUUCUGUUCAACAGAACACAUACAUGGCUAAUUCAGCAUUCUUUCCUAUUUUUAUGGGUAUUUU
Molecule: messenger RNA, 2709 nt
Organism: Pipistrellus kuhlii (Kuhl's pipistrelle)
Lineage: Eukaryota; Metazoa; Chordata; Mammalia; Chiroptera; Vespertilionidae
Gene: CCDC30
Product: coiled-coil domain containing 30
Exons: 14
Coding region: 41-1918 (625 amino acids)
Source: RefSeq, a predicted model, not a curated record